ACAUUUCCUCGUAUGGUUUACCGGCCAUAUGAACCGGAUCUUACAUAUCCCUAUGUGGUUGUACUUUCAACUUCAAAGCCCUAAAAGAUGUCCCCCAGUUUACGACGAUGUUUAUUUACAACCGGCGAUUGUAAUUGCCGACAGAAUUCGCAAUCAAAAACUGAAGAGUGUUUAUGUUGUGUCGAUGUACAUUGACAGAGCGAAAGAAGUCAACAAGGUACUCAAUGCCAUAGUGACAGAGCGGUUUAAAGUUGCGAUGAAUGAAGCGCAGCAUGCGGAUGAUUUUGUGAGGAACAGUGGAUUGAAUACGAAGGAACUAGAGGAGAGGUAUCCUCUGCUGGGAGUACCAGUGUCAGUGAAAGAGUGUAUUGCAGUGCAAGGUAUGAGUUGGGGAGUAGGAAGUAAGAUAAGACCUAGAAUUGCAACGCAAGAUGCGAAAGCUGUGGAGAUGUUGAAAGCGUCGGGUGCGAUUAUUUAUUUGGUGACAAACACGCCGGAACUUUGCAUGAAUUGGGAGUGUAUGAAUUAUGCUACUGGACGGACACUUAAUCCUUACGAUACGAGGAGAUCAGCUGGGGGAUCUUCCGGAGGCGAAGCGGCUCUCAUUGCUGCAUGUGGAUCAUUAAUAGGGAUUGGAUCUGAUAUGAUUGGUUCCGGAAGAGGUCCACCUAGUUUCUGUGGAGUGUAUGGACAUCGUACUUCUUCAAAUUUAACGCCUAUUGAAUUACAUAGUCCUUAUAUUCAACAUCAUGCAUUAUCUCUUUCUCCUAUCACUAGAUACGCAGUAGAUUUACCACUUGUAUUAAAAUGUAUUGUACCACCUGAAAAAAUCGAAGAAAUUAAAUUAUUUGAAGAGUUUGACGCAAAAACAAUACGUGUUUUCUACAUGUUUGGUAGUGGGAGUAAUUAUCCAACAACAAAAGUAAGCUCCGAAAUAGUCGCUGCAAUGAAAAAGGUUGUGGCCCACUUGGAAGAUGAUGGAUUCUUCACAGAAAACGUGCAAUUGAAGUCGUUUGCCGAUCAAUUCGACAUUGCUUACAUAAAUCUUUUAAGCAUGGAAGGUGCAUAUGAAGAGAUGUCAUACAAAAACAUUUCAUUAUUUGUGGAAUGGAUUCGAACAAUGUUUUGUAGUCCACGAAUUGUUUUGUCAAUACUUUUGUUUGAAAUGUUGUAUUUCUUCUCCAAAAUUCUGGGUAGUGAGGAGGUAUUUGAAAGACAUAAGAUAUUAUUGAAAGAAAUGAAAAAAGAAGUUGAGGAAAUGCUUGGGGAUGAUGGUGUGUUACUGUAUCCAACAUUUCCCAGUGUAGCGCCUGUUCACGGACAAAUCUACGCGAAAACAAUGGAUCCUUGUUAUAUGGGCAUAUUCAACGCGCUGGAUCUGACUUCUUGUGUGGUACCUAUUGGGAAAAAUUCUAAUGGAUUACCCAUAGGAAUACAAGUUGUUGCAAAACAAUUAAAUGACAGGGUACCAAUGAAACUAGCAAGAUACUUGGAGACUACUUAUGGAGGCUGGACACCACCUGAAUAUUCUACACCGCAUAAAAAAUAAUUGCUUAUCAAUUGCUUAUCAACAUUCCGUUUAUUUUAUUAAUACUGAUAAAAAAUUUUAAUCUUAUUUUAUCUGUGAUGCAAUGAUUAAUUUUUCGUUUUUAUCGUAUCUAUAUUUAAAUUAUUUGUAAGUGAAUGUUAUAAAUCAACACAGACGAAAAAACUGGUUGAGCACUCGAAAAUCAAUAAUAAUUGCAUCGAUCCCCAGCAACAA
Dalotia coriaria is the source of this 1762-nucleotide messenger RNA. RefSeq names its product fatty-acid amide hydrolase 2-like. Lineage: Eukaryota; Metazoa; Arthropoda; Insecta; Coleoptera; Staphylinidae. Gene Ontology annotation, cellular component: endomembrane system. The coding region runs from base 29 to 1549 and encodes 506 amino acids. The transcript is spliced from 5 exons. The record is from RefSeq and is a predicted model, not a curated record.